AUGGAAGCACAUCUGGUGAAGUGGAGAUUAUUCGCUGUCAGCGUGAUGCUGCUCGGCCCGUUCCUCGCCACCACUGACGCCAGCCUGAAGGAACAGCUGGCGGACUGUUUGAACGACACGGACUACGCCGAGCUGCUGCGGACCGCCAAGAGUGGCCUUCCACAAAUCAACAAAUCGAACCGCGUUGUCAUCGUUGGAGCCGGCAUAGCUGGACUGACGGCUGCAAAGCUGCUGCAAGAUGCAGGACACAAGGUCACCAUAUUGGAGGCCAGUGGGCGUGUCGGGGGCCGUGUGGAGACCUACAGGAACAAGGAGGAGGGCUGGUACGCUGACCUGGGCGCCAUGCGGAUCCCAAAUUCACAUCACAUCGUCCGCUGGUACAUCCAGGAGCUGGGGCUCAGUCUGAACCGGUUCAUCAUGGAUGACAGCAACACCUUCUACUUUGUUCACGGGCUGCGGAAGAAGACGUACGCAGUGAGAGCAAACCCGGACAUAUUGCACUACAAGCUGCCCAAAAGAGAGAGGGGGAUGUCGGCCAUGGAUCUGCUGCAGCGGGCCCUGAAGAAGGUGAAAGAUGAAGUCGAGGCCCACGGCUGCAAAGCCAUGCUGCAGAAGUACGAUCACUACUCCGUGAAGGAGUAUCUGAGGACCGAGGGAGGUCUGAGUGCUGAAGCGGUCAGGAUGAUCGGCGACUUGCUCAACGAGCAGAGCAUGAUGCACCUGGCGCUGACGGAGAUGAUCUACAUCGAGAACGACGUCAGCGACAGUGUAUCGUACGAUGAAAUAACCGGAGGGACGGAUCUUCUUCCUAAAGCUUUCCUGUCCGUCCUCGACGUUCCCAUCUUCCUCAACUCCAAGGUGCAACGCAUCGACCGCUCAGACAAGGGUGUGACUGUGUGGUACGAGACUGAUCAACAGCCCUCUCUGAAAGCCGCUGAUGCUGACGUGGUCCUGGUAACCACCACAGCCAAAGCAGCCCUCUUCAUAGACUUCCAUCCGCCUCUCUCCGUCAGAAAGAUGGAGGCCAUGCGGGGGGUUCACUACGAAAGCUCCACUAAAAUCCUCCUCACAUUCCGCGAGAAGUUCUGGGAGAACGAUGGCAUCAAAGGAGGAAAGAGCAUCACAGACAGGCCGUCUCGAUACAUCUACUACCCCAGUCACAGUUUCCCUGGAAACGGCAGCAUCGGUGUCCUCCUGGCUUCCUACACCUGGUCCGACGACUCCCUCCUCUUUCAAGGUGCAAGCGAUGAAGAUCUGAAGGAACUGGCUCUGAGAGACUUGGUGCACAUCCAUGGUGAGCACGUCCGGUCUCUGUGCACCGGGGUGGUUGUGAAGAGGUGGAGCGUGGAUCCGUACAGCCUGGGGGCCUUUGCUCUGUUCACGCCGUACCAGAACUUGGAGUAUUCUGCUGAGCUCUUCAGGAGCGAAGGCGGCAUUCACUUUGCCGGAGAACACACGGCGUUCCCCCACGCUUGGAUAGAGACAUCCAUGAAGUCUGCCAUCCGGGCGGCUACGAAUAUCAACAAAGCCGCCCGCAAAGAAUCCGCCACGGCUCAACAGCGAGAUGAACUCUAG
This is a messenger RNA of Cololabis saira (Pacific saury), 1575 nucleotides long. RefSeq names its product L-amino-acid oxidase-like. Gene Ontology annotation, molecular function: L-amino-acid oxidase activity; polyamine oxidase activity. Bases 1 to 1575 code for a protein of 524 amino acids. The record is from RefSeq and is a predicted model, not a curated record. The transcript is spliced from 7 exons. NCBI's taxonomy places the organism in Eukaryota, Metazoa, Chordata, Actinopteri, Beloniformes, Belonidae. Gene Ontology annotation, biological process: amino acid catabolic process.